Molecule: messenger RNA, 2112 nt
Organism: Nicrophorus vespilloides
Lineage: Eukaryota; Metazoa; Arthropoda; Insecta; Coleoptera; Silphidae
Gene: Plekhm1
Product: pleckstrin homology domain-containing family M member 1
Exons: 5
Coding region: 93-1985 (630 amino acids)
Source: RefSeq, a predicted model, not a curated record
UAACAUUUGUAAUACUACUGUCAUAGUGAUGUGUUGUUUUUAAAUAAAAGUGUGCCUAAACAAGGACAAUACAUAGCAAUGAGUAUGCUAAGAUGCAAGCGUUUAUGAAAUCUGUGAAAGCCACAAAUAAUAGUAGGCAAAGUGCAAUCAAAAGUUCAAUUACUACUCAGCUUUCUGAGACUGUGAAAGAUAUACAAUUAUGCAGUAUAGAAGAAGGAGACAGCCUGGAGGCCAAGAACAACUUAUGUUCAGUUAUAGAAGCAAUCUUCUUGCACGGUUUAAAGGAUUCUAUUGCUCAUCGGUUCAGAAAAGCAAUAUCAGAUGUUGACCAAAGACCAGAACCAAAUUUUUGGUCACCUCUGCUGAUCAUCUUGCACAGAGAGAGCAUUGAGCAGAUCCAACAGCUAAAGCAAAUUACCACUGAUAUAGGACACUGUCGGGCAUGGAUCAGGCUCUCUCUGAACGAGGCACUGCUUUCUUCAUAUUUAAUGACAAUUAGACAAAACCCAAGUGCUUUAAAGUCUUAUUACAAUACAUUUGCUUAUAUCCGUGAUAUAGAUGAACUGGAGGUUGCACAAAAGUAUAUUGAAGGCAUCGAAAGCAUCGAUUUAGAGUUGCCUUAUAAUAAUAGUUUAUUGAAUUCAUGGCCUGUACCAACACUUUUGUUGGCAGGAAUAUGGUCUCCAACACUGAGAACUUGUCCAAUAUCAUCAGGUGUGGAUGUAGCCCAGUCGAUGCAAGCAACAAGCUCUGCUAACUCUGAAACAUCUUCAAUAACUUCAUUGAUGUCACAGAGCUCAGGGAUUGGGCAGAUGAUCCAUUUAAAUGAAGAUGAAGCUUUGAAAAUCAUUUUAGCAAAGCAUUCGCAAAAACGCGAGAGGGAGGAUAAUCAAAUGGUACCUGAGAAAUUAAGCACUCCAAGCGAAUCGGAAAGUGAGGACCAGAGCGGGCAAGCCGCUGCUCAAGGAAACUCUCUGAAUCGCCAAACGGGCUGGUCCUUCGAUGAGAACAAUACGGAAUCGGAGAAAACUGAGCCCACAGAACCAUUGGAUAAUGCCAAAUCCAUGGAGCAUAGCUUCAACGCUUUAGUGGAAAAUAGUUAUAAUAUGUUGGCUGGGACACAUAUACGUACUCCAGAUUUUCGGGAAGUUUGGCAGAAACUGGAGUCUUCAACGGAGAAGCCUCAGGAACCUCAGCCGAUUGUUGUUAAAGAUGUUCCGCCGCCCAGAAACCAACCUUUGAUUUUGGCGAACAACGUUUCCGUCAUUGCUAAGGAGUUGGGUUUGGAUAAUCAAGAUUACAAAUGUGCGACUUGCAAGGACGAUAUUUCCUUUGUUGUAAAAUCAUAUGUUUGCGCAUUGACUGGCGAAUAUUUCUGUGGAACAUGCAUAUCUAAGGACGAGAUUCCUAUACCGGCCAGGAUAAUACACAAUUGGGAUUUCAAAGUAUAUCAAGUAUCCGAGAAGGCUUUGAAGUACAUCGAAGAAAUUAAGGAUCAUCCAGUAAUAGACUUUAAAACAGCAAAUCCGUACAUUUAUACAGCAGUUGAAGAAAUGGCAAAGCUCCAGAUACUGAGGAACCAGCUCAAUUAUUUACGCGCAUAUUUGUACACGUGCCGUGAGCCGAUCAUUGAGGAGCUUCAGAAGCAGAUGUGGCCCAGAGAGUAUAUGUAUGAGCACAUACAUCAAUAUUCCAUAUCGGAUCUGAUGCAGGUAAAGGAUGGGUCUUUGGCCGAACAGCUAGCGAAGGUGGUACAAUUCGGAACAGAUCAUGUCUUAAAUUGUUGGUUGUGCAGUCAGAAAGGUUUCUUAUGCGAAAUAUGUAACCUAUCGAAACCGCUUUUCCCAUUUGACACUAGAAAUGUAUACAGGUGUAACUUGUGCAGUGGAGUAUUUCAUAAGACGUGCCAGGACUCUCUGAAGCCGUGUCCAAGAUGUAAAAGAAAGAAGGAUCGGGAGGACGCUCCGCUGCACGACGCAGAAUAAUCAGACACCAGCAGCUGCUUUAAUUUAAUUCUUCAUGUUACUUUAUUAUAGUCAAUUUUACACUGUAAACUUGAAACGGUAAAGAAAGAGAUGUUAAGGUCUGAAUAAAUUACGUUAUAUUAUUAUA